This is a messenger RNA of Setaria italica (foxtail millet), 2991 nucleotides long. RefSeq names its product protein FAR1-RELATED SEQUENCE 5. Gene Ontology annotation, biological process: regulation of DNA-templated transcription. Gene Ontology annotation, molecular function: sequence-specific DNA binding; zinc ion binding. NCBI's taxonomy places the organism in Eukaryota, Viridiplantae, Streptophyta, Magnoliopsida, Poales, Poaceae. The record is from RefSeq and is a predicted model, not a curated record. The coding region runs from base 187 to 2304 and encodes 705 amino acids. The transcript is spliced from 6 exons.
GAGGGCCACUAACCCUGCCGCCGCACCGGAUCCCGCUGACCCCUCCCCUCCUACUCCCCUGCGUCCGCUCAUCGUCUCCCCGCUCCAAACCCUAACUCCAAUCCGGAACAGCCUAAAAAAAUCGCGAAAAUCGCGCAGAAUUUCGCUCCAAACUACUCCCUGGUCCCUCCCCUGGGCGGUGAUGCAAUGAUGCACAUGCUGGUGGCCCCGGAUGGGGGCGGAGGGGAGCUUCAUCCGUACGGCGCGCCGCCGGCGCCGGUGGAGCAGGAGCUGGAGCUCCUCCGCGACACCGCCGACGACGGCCUCGAGGGCCACGUGCGGUGCCUGCGGUGCGGGAUAUCUGGCAAUGCGACGCCCCAUAUGCGGCGUGGCCCUGAUGGCCCAAGAACUCUUUGUAAUGCGUGUGGCAUUGCUUACAGGAAGGGUAAAAUGAGAAGAAUGAUAGAAGCUGAACCGCCCAUAGAUGAGGCUGCACUCGCAAAGCUAGUUCCAGAAGUAGGCAUGGAAUUUGAGAGUGAGGAAAAGGCAUACGAAUUCUACAACAAAUAUGCUGGCCAUAUUGGCUUUAGUGUUAGAAAAAGUACAUCACAUAAAUCUUCUGAAAAUAUUACCAAAGUAAGGACUUUUGUGUGCUCAAGAGAAGGCUACAACAGGGAUAAAAAAUCACUGGAAGCAAAGAAGCCAAGAUUGGAUACACGAAUUGGUUGCCCAGCGAGAUUGAUUAUUAAAGUCACACCGGAGUGCAAGUAUAGAGUGACCGAUUUCAAAGCAGAACACAAUCAUCAGCUGGCCCCUCCUUCUACAAUGCAUAUGUUAAGGUCGCAGAGGAUAUUGACAGAACUUCAGUCUGGAGAAGCAGAACUAUCAGAUGAUUCUGUAGUGACACCAACAACAAAAGCAACUGGUGAUCUUGUUGUGAGACAAGUCAGUUUCCUUCGGAACAUCUCUCUCCUUCCAGCUGAUUACAAGAAUUAUCUCCGUUCGAAGCGUAUGAAGGCUAUGCAACCUGGUGAUGGUGGAGCAAUAUUGAAAUAUCUGCAGACAAUGCAAAUGGAUAACCCCUCGUUCUUUUACACUACGCAGAUUGAUGAGGAUGACAGGCUGACUAACUUUUUUUGGGCAGACCCAAAAUCAAGAGAUGACUUCAACUACUUCGGUGAUGUACUCUGCUUAGACACAACAUACAAAAUAAAUGGAUAUGGUAGGCCACUUGCAUUGUUCCUUGGUGUGAAUCAUCAUAAACAAACAAUUAUUUUUGGUGCAGCUAUGCUUUAUGAUGAAUCAUUUGAAUCAUACAAGUGGCUUUUUGAGAGUUUUAAGAUUGCUAUGCAUGGAAAACAGCCUACUGUAGCUUUAAUAGAUCAAUCUAUUCCAUUGAGUAGUGCAAUGGCAGCAGCCUGGCCAAAUACCACACAACGAAUUUGUGCUUGGCAUAUAUAUCAGAAUUCUCUUAAGCAUCUCAAUCAUGUCUUCCAAGGUUCAAAGACAUUUGCAAAGGACUUUAGCAAAUGUGUCUUUGGCUAUGAGGAUGGAGAUGAAUUCUUGUUUGCAUGGAGAAGUAUGCUAGAAAAGUAUGAUCUUAGACAUAACGAAUGGCUGUCUAAAGUGUUUGAUGAGAAGGAACAAUGGGCCUUGGCAUAUGAUAGGCAUAUAUUUUGUGCGGACAUCAUAAGUGCACUUCAAGUCGAGAGUUUCAGUAGUAUUUUGAAGAAGUUCUUGAGUCCUCAACUGGAACUACUGUCCUUCUUCAAGCACUAUGAAAGAGCAGUGGAUGAACAUCGCUAUGCUGAGCUGCAAGCUGACUUCCAAGCUAGUCAGAGCUAUCCAAGAAUACCCCCAGCCAAGAUGCUAAAGCAAGCUGCUCAUACAUAUACACCAGUGGUGUUUGAGAUCUUUCGUAAAGAGUUUGAGCUAUUCAUGGACUCUGUGUUAUUCAGUUGUGGGGAGGCUGGGACAACAUCUGAGUACAAGGUUGCUUCAUCUGAGAAACCCAAGGAACACUUUGUUCGAUUUGAUUCAAGUGAUUGCUCCUGUGUGUGCACUUGUAGGAAGUUUGAGUUUAUGGGCAUCCCAUGUUGUCACAUGCUGAAGGUGCUGGACUACAGAAAUAUCAAAGAGCUACCUCAAAAAUAUCUGCUGAAGCGAUGGAGGAGGACUGCCAAAUCUACAAAUGAAGACAACGAAGGCAAUGCAACAAAUGCUAAUGGAUCAUCAUUGAAUGUUCCUGCUCCGGCUGCAAAUCACCAUGGGCUUCAAAGCUUCAGUGCAAUGAUUCAAGAUGCAUCUGUUUCUAGUAUGCAUUAGAAUUCAUUUCACAGGAGCUCCUGAUCCAGGGCCACUGAAGCAGAGGAUGGGCUGCCGUGAAGUGCCCCUGAAUAAGUUGCCAGACUGUAUAUUAUUCAGCCGUAGGAAAUUUCAGUUGCUAAGGCACCGAUCCUUAGUGUAGAGUAGAUUAUGAUUGAAAAUGCUUGUAUUGCGCUGGAAAUAAUUCAGGAAAUUUUGUGCGUACCGCAAGCUCUCCCUUUUGAUGGUAGCCCAUUUAUUAGGUAGAAGGCAUGCCUAGGUAGAAAUGUCAUUCAAGCAGUUGAACCGACUGUAUGCUGGAGGAGAUGAUGCGUCUGAAAACUUGUGCAGGCAGCCUGACUGGACCAUAUUGUGUGGAGAGCAAGUAGACCCCUCAUGAUACCAAGUCCUGUACGAUUCAGUUAGAUUCAGAUCUGUGGUUUCAUUUCUGCCCGCAGCUGAGCUGGACGGCUCAUGCAUUGAAGCGUUGGGGGCAAGCCAGAGCAGCUUGCGUCGGCUUUGGCUGUGGAUCUCGGCUGGUCCGACCGGGCUGGAGGGCUAGGUGCUCCAGCGUCCAGCGAUGCUCCUAGCUUAGCGCCUGCCGCCUGGUAUGCUUGCAAUCUCUCUGGUUCAGAGGUGAUGUACUGAUGUGUGCUUGACCAAUGGUUCAUGUCUGUGUAUAGUGUACACCACAUUUUUGGAUCAUUA